AAAAACCAAAAACAUUACCAUAAUUUUUUUUUCUUCCAAACAAUGGUUUUCUCAAUGCAGCCAUUUUCCAACACCAUGACCUAGUCAAGUCCCCCACAAUCAAAGAACAUCCCCUCACGUUUUCAAAAAUUUCAAAAUCAUUGAAAACACAUUUUUCCUUCACAACUCACCCAUCAUCACAUUACACAUUAUUUAUAAAACUCAAAAAUCAUCAUUCACCAAUUAAACACUUAAAAACCCCACAAAAUGGGCCAAGACCCAUUCACCGCCUUAAAACGCUCCUCCACGGUGGCGGCGGCGACUCCGUUACCCACCACCGCUACCAGAGGCCGUUCGGCGGCGGCGGCGGCGCCACGUGGCAGGCAGAUAAAGAAAACGUUCAACAACUUGAAGCUCACCCUUCUGUGCGGCUUCAUCACCAUUCUCGUCCUACGUGGCACGAUCGGAAUCGGAAGCCUCACCGGAAGCUCCGACGGCGACCUCGACGCCCAGAAGAUCGCCGAGGAGACGAAGCGGAUCCUCGACGAGAUCCGGUCCGACGACGAGCCGUUCGACCCGAACGACCCGCCCGGACCGGAGAUCAACCCGAACGUCACGUACACUCUCGGACCCAGAAUUGCGAACUGGGAUUUGGAGAGGAAAGAGUGGCUUUCGAAGAACCCCGAGUUCCCAAACCAUGUGAAUGGGAAAGCUAGGGUUUUGUUGGUAACUGGGUCUCCACCAAAACCUUGUGAUAACCCAAUUGGGGAUCAUUAUCUUUUGAAGGCUAUAAAGAACAAGAUUGAUUAUUGUAGGCUUCAUGGGAUUGAAAUUGUGUACAAUUUGGCUCAUUUGGAUAAGGAGCUAGCUGGGUAUUGGGCAAAAUUGCCAUUGAUUAGGAGGUUGAUGUUGUCUCACCCUGAAGUUGAGUGGAUUUGGUGGAUGGAUAGUGAUGCAUUGUUCACAGAUAUGGUGUUUGAGCUUCCAUUGAAGAAGUAUGUGAAUCAUAAUUUGGUGAUUCAUGGGUACCCGGAUUUGUUAUUUGAUCAGAAGUCUUGGAUUGCUUUGAAUACUGGGAGUUUUUUGUUUAGGAAUUGUCAGUGGUCUCUGGAUUUGCUUGAUGCUUGGGCUCCAAUGGGGCCUAAGGGGGCUGUUAGAGACGAGGCAGGGAAGAUUUUGACGGCGAAUUUGAAGGGUAGGCCGGCUUUUGAGGCGGACGAUCAGUCUGCAUUGAUAUACUUGUUGAUUUCGAGGAAGGAUGAGUGGAUGGAUAAGGUGUUUGUUGAGAAUUCUUACUAUUUGCACGGGUAUUGGGCCGGGUUGGUGGAUAGGUAUGAGGAGAUGAUGGAGAAGUAUCAUCCGGGUUUGGGGGAUGAGAGGUGGCCGUUUGUGACACAUUUUGUGGGUUGCAAGCCUUGUGGGAGUUACGGGGAUUAUGCGGUGGAGAGGUGCUUGAGUAGUAUGGAGAGGGCAUACAAUUUUGCAGAUAAUCAAGUGCUCAAGUUGUAUGGUUUUAGGCAUAGAGGUUUGUUGAGUCCUAAGAUCAAGAGGAUUAGGAAUGAGACUACUACUCCUUUAGAGAUUGUAGACCAGUUUGAUAUUCGGCGUUCAACGAAUGGACACAGUUGAUCAUAACUGUGAGUGACUGAUUUUUCUUGUCAUUGAUACGUCCAUGGUGUUCUGAUAUAAUUUUGUCAGAUUACUGCUGUUUUCAACACCAUUUGAUAUCUGAAUUUAGUGGCUUUCUUCUUUCGUUUUGUUGUUGUAAAACUGCUAUUGAAAGUGGAAUCCACACAGACACAAUUUUUGUUUAUGUUGCUUUGUUUUUCAGUUAGCACAAUUGAAAGUGAGUGUUGUUGAUAAA
Messenger RNA from Quercus lobata, 1843 nucleotides. RefSeq names its product probable xyloglucan 6-xylosyltransferase 3. NCBI's taxonomy places the organism in Eukaryota, Viridiplantae, Streptophyta, Magnoliopsida, Fagales, Fagaceae. The transcript has a single exon. The record is from RefSeq and is a predicted model, not a curated record. Gene Ontology annotation, biological process: xyloglucan biosynthetic process. Bases 247 to 1608 code for a protein of 453 amino acids. Gene Ontology annotation, cellular component: membrane; endosome; trans-Golgi network. Gene Ontology annotation, molecular function: hexosyltransferase activity.